AGUCAAGCAAGCUGUUUGAGGCAACCGCAGCUGAUCGAGCUGUGCGGCAGCGAGGCACGUCCUGGGCAGCUUGAUUGCCUCCGGUGUAGGGCCUUUUGUGUCCCGCGUAACGCCGGUAUAACGCAAUCACGAUGGGAAACAUCCUGCUAACGUCGCCUCUGAGCACAGCGGCGACGUCUUUCGCAAAACGAAAGCGGAAAUCCAUGGACGAUGAUUCCUCCGGACAAGACUCGGAGUGGGCCUCGGCGCCGAAAAGAAAGAAGCUCAUGACGACGUCCCAGUACAUCUACCGCACGCUGUUCCUGGAAGGCCAAAACAGCGACGUCACCAUCGUGGCCUUGGGAAUAGACUGGUGUCUCCACAAGGUCUACCUCUGUCAGUCUCCAUAUUUUGCAAGCAUGUUUUGCGGGGAUUGGAAAGAGAAAGAAGAAGGUAUCGUGGAGGUAGGAAUUGAAGAUCCACGGAUUACAUGUGAUGCCCUAAAGAUUGUUUUUGGCUCACUGUACCUGGAUGAAAUUGUCAUCGAGCCAGGCGAUGUCAUCCCAGUGCUGGCAACGGCAACAUUGUUUCAACUGGAUGAGCUCAUCCAGCUGUGUUCUGAAAUAAUGGAAGAAACAAUCAAGCUGGACACUGUUAUUUCAUAUUACGAAGUUGCUGAACAGUAUGCACUGACACGCCUGAAGCAGAAAUGCUUUGAAUGGCUGGAACGCAAUCUCACGUUCCUUGUCAAUGAGGAUGCCAAAACUCUCCGGCAGAUUCCACCUGGCCUUAUGGAGCAGCUGGUCAAAUCACCUGCGCUAGUUGUCGUGCAGACAGAGUUUUCACUCUACCUUAUGGUCACAGCUUGGACAUUUUUGAGAGAGCACCCUUCUUGGGAAGGUGACCUGAAAGAGUGUGCACUAGAAGCACACAAAUACUUUAAGGAGAGAUCAGGGGACUGCUUCACACAGUCUGAUGAAGGCCAGGAGUACACAGAGGUGUACAAGGGGCUGCGCAUUGAGCAUCUCAUCAACCACCCCUUGGAUGUUGUGAUGAUAGAGCAAAACAACAUCUACCCUAAAGAGGCUCUAUAUCCUGUCUUCCGUAACCAAUGGUACCAAAUGCUGAGAAUUGAUCAGGGUCUUGACAAGGGUCCAAAAAACAUAGCGGAGGAAGAGUUUGACAAAUGCUGCCUGCGUUGUGGCCGAAUCCUCAUGACAGACGUCCAGCACAUUUGGCGGUGGACAGGCUACAACUUCGGGGUGGACCUCAUCGUUACCUACCAGAGCAGGACCAUCAAAUUUCGGCGCAAUGACCGAUCAGAGCCAGAAGUGUUCCGUUCAAAUGUGGCUUGGGGCCGGAGGCAUCUACUGUACCGGCUUUCAGUCUACACUGUGGGACCUCUGGGGGAUGCUGUGUUGCUGGAGUCUACUGGUCUUCGGUCAAUCACCCUUGGCAGAAAUGCUGAGACCAAAGUACUCACCAUCGAGAGGGAGUUCAAGCUUCCUAUCAUCAUCAGCGCCAACUUUCUUGUGACCACACCACUGUCUCUCGAGACCACGGAGGCUGUGCAGAGCUAACUCAUUGUGUGCAGUUUGAAUGCCUACGAACAUCGAAACGCGUGGAAAGUCACUGCUGUUGGACCAUAUGGCUGUGUGUGUUAGCUCGGUGCGUGCUCCUACGUAAAAAAAAAUCAAAAUAUUGGCUCGCGGCAUGUGCACUGUAGUAACAGUACAAAUGAUCACCGCCACUGCAGUGCAGUACAUAGGGGGACAACAGGAGCCUAUGGACAGUGCAACCGGAAAAAAAAUGCAGAAGCAGUUGUCUUUACCCAAAAAAUUAGGCAUAUGUAAAGUUCCACAAGCUGACUUUUGUGCCUACCUGAGUUGCCCUUAACCGAUUAGACCAAGCUCCCACUUGCAGCACUGCCAGAGCCUUUGCCAGCACUGCCGAAGCCAAGUGGCAUGUACCAAAAGCUUGGGACUGAGCGAAGCGUGGCACCGGUCUUGACGCCAUAUUUCCAAUUCUAGUCCAUGGUCCACUAUCUUGGUUGGGUCGACAGACAAAGGUGCGUAGGAAGGCACACUUGUGGAAUUUAUUUGUGUAUUGCCUAUUCAUCAACUGCCUAAUGCCAAGAAAGUGCAGCUUGAUUCUGCAUGUAAUGCUACAGUUACGUAUCGGAGCCUGCGCAGUAGGUACUGCAUUACACGUCCUUCUUGCCUUCAGUGCUUCACUGAGUGUGGCUCCACAAGAUGCGUGUUUUCAUUAUUGUGUUAUUCAUUGUGUAAGUGUUAAUGGGUUGUAUCUUGCGUGCACAGCCUUCCACUUUUAGUGGUCUAUGCCGGGAAUCAGUUUCAAGUGAGUCCCCCUUCCCCAACUACUAAGCUGUGUAGGCUCGUGUGUCACAACUUCACAAUCACCCCGUGACUUGCCCAAGCAGAGUGUCAUGCACAGACAUGUCAAAUAAUAUAAAAAACAAGUAAAAAAAUGUCCAAUUUGCAGGAAUUACCUUUUGGGUGCAUCGCAAAAACCUUCCCAAAUUCACUCUGAUAUGACUUACUCAGAUUUCUCGGACAGUUUUAUUAAUCAUGGUAGCCAAUUUUGCCUGAGACCUUGUUGCCAAUGUCUCUAUCGCUUCCUGUUAUACCAUAUAGUGCCUUAAUUUCAUCUUGCUUCAGCAGUGUUAGCUGCACAUGCUGUUAGUGUGUGGGCGCUUUAAAAAGCAAAUGUCUUUUGCAGUGAGACCCUAUUAAUAAAAUUUGCUUUGUACAAAAAAGGAGAAAAUUUUUUUAGUUAUCAAAGUAUCAAAAUAGCCUUGCAGAGGAAUGACAAGUUUGCAUAGGAUGCUGUUUUAUCUUGCUGAGGCAGACCUAUGCACUUGUUUUCUGAGCAGCCUCUAAAUUGGAUGUAACCAUUUGAAAACAUUCUUUAAUUUAGGACUGAGUUAGUGUCACUUUGUGGAAUCGUACCAACUGACCCAAUGUUCUACCAGUUCGUGGGCUUGUGAAGUAAGAGGCUGCAUGAGAAGAAACCCUCUUUCAAGUGCUGGCAGCAAUCGAAAAGGCCGUACAGUUUGCCUCUAUGUGCUCUAAACAGAGGCAAACUACAUUAUGCCAUGUAGCCAAUGUCUACACAGCAACUUUUCUCUGUAGCAUUCUCUGUGUGAAACGUAAAAUUUCUCAUAAUUCUUUACUCUCCGUAUAGUUGAAAGCUUUUUCUGUUUUGUUUUGUUUUGUUUUGUUUUUUGUCACAGCCAAAAACACAAAAAUUUGCUCAGGUAUACUAUUUCAAUGCCAGCACCAUCAUAGCAUAGAAUAGCAGGUACAUGCUGAUGUCCCAGCUAGUAAGCACCAAAAAUGAGAGAGAGAACAAACUCCCUUAUGAAAGUGCAGUCUAGGUGUGCAGUGUUAGAUGUGCGGCUGCACAAGUGCCUGUUAAUUUUUUUUCUAUUGUGUCAGCUCUUAGUCAAAUGCUUACCCAUCUACUGUUGGACGCAACUUGGAUGCAGGUAGUUCGCAGUAGCACUGGGAAGCGUGUGCAGCACUCUUAGGACAACAACUUCGUGUAGGUGGGGUCAAGGUCACACUAGUAAAUGUUGUCCAGUGAAACAUUGCAGUGGCUGCAUAGGAAGGGAGCUAAAAUCUAUUGCUUUCCAAGACCAAUUAGUUGCAGUAGCUCUGUAAGAACUGAAGUGGUAAGCAGCAUGGUGCCAUUCAGCAGUUAUGAACCAGUACUUCAAUGCUCCAUGAACUAAAUUUUUUAAGCACUCUUGUCGGUCUUGAACGGACUUUGGAACUCUGGACACAUUAGCUUAAAUGCACUUAAUUAUGCUCAUAACAAAUGUAUGGUGGUUUCAUUAGCCUAGAAAACUACACAUUGUAAAUUAGCUUGUGUGCAUCUACUGACACAUGCAGUAUAAAAAUGUGGUCUCUGAACUUAACGAUGCAUUCUGCUUAGACUAAAUUAUAUGCUUGCUUCCGACCACAGAGAUCUUGGUUAACUAUCAAAGUGAGGUGAAGUUAGCCCAGUGAAACACAAUGCAGUUUGCAGCCAACAUCAAAAAGAGUUAGAGAUUUAGUAAUGGGCCUGUGCAUGGCGAUCUGCUAAGGCACUGCAGCAAACUGUGACACACGUUAGCCUUAAACGUAAUAAAAGCCUUCACCCAAAAUGUUCUUAAUAUAUGCCUCACAAAAAGUAAUUUAUUAUGCGCCCAAAACACUAUCAUGCGAGCCGCCAGCAGAAUGUAUACUUUGUUUCCUUGACUUGCGCUGUAGAUAUAACCAAAUGCAGAUUUAUAUCCUGCACUUAACUUCCUCAUCUUAACACUUUUGUCAUUGGUAUUCAUCAGAUUAUCACAAAUGGCUUCUUCUUAGACGUCACAUUUUUAUUUUCUAUAAGUGAGAGCCACAAUUUAUAUAUUGUUCUCUUUAAAAAUUAGUAUCUGUGAUGCAUGAUUUUUCUGCUGAAUUCUUUUUAACAUUUGUAUGUUUUCCGGUGUUGUGCUGUUGUAAAGUAAACACGAUUAUGCAAGGCACAUGUGGUAAAUCUUAAGCCAUUUCCCACUUGUGUGACAGAUAUGUUAUUUCAGGUUGUGUGUGAUUGUGUGUACGUGUGUUUUUGUUUGUUUGUUUGUUUGUUUUUCCCUGAACAAGUUGUUGUUUUGAUCUAAACUAUCCAUGCACAUAGCAACUGCACAUAUGCAAGAUGUCAGCUUUUGAGUUAGUGGCUGAACAAUCCCUAAAUGCAAAGAAAAAAAAAUUGCUUGUACAGUGUUAACAUUUACUUUAGGAGAAAGGUAUCUUGAAUGUUUAUUUCCAAGCAAUAGAUUCACGAAAGUUUUAAUGUUAUCAUUUGCCACUGCUAAGUUUGUUACCAAUUAUUAGAAUACUAGGGUGGGCUAAUGUACUGAUUCUAUUGCACUGUCAUUACUUGAUGCGCUUCCUCAGUGGUCAAUACACUGCACGGCAGCCUUUAAGCCCACGCAAUCGGUGGAAUCGGUGGAGUCUAGAAAAUGGACGGUCAGAGUGAUGUAGAAUUGCUACAUUGUGGCAGCCCUAGUCCACUUAGCUAUCGCAGUGUUGUUUCAUUACCUUUUGCACGCACAAUAGUGAUGGUACUGAUGGUACAGUAUUUCAGAGGGCAGCUUGCUUAGCAGUUCUUUUCAUUGUGUGUUUGUGGCAGAAAUGUUGUUUGGUGCUGUGCUGUUUCAGUGCAGAUCUUGACGUCAUUAAUGAAAGAGCUCACCUGUUGGAAUAAUUUUAUGUACUUGCUUUUUUUUUUAUUUUGGUCCACUUAGUUGUCUGUGCAAGCUUUUUUUACAGAUAAAUGUUAAGAGUUGUUACUUCGCUGUGCUACUCAAGUUGAAUGACCAGUGUAUGUGGGACAAAGUGCCUUGUGAGUAAUAGAAUGUUUGGGGUUGUGACGCUGAGGAUUUGUUUUUGCUAGGCAUUUACCACCUUGUUUCCAUGGCAUCUUUUAACAUGUAGGUGUCUUGAAGUGUUUGCAGAGGUGUUCGUUGUAUCUACUAAUGUACGGAGAGCUUCAGGCUUGUUUUUUAUGCAUGUAUGCAAUGCAUACCAUAUUUUUUGCUGUUGUGUCUGUGGUUGUGCAGUCUCAUACUUUUCCACAAUUGUGUUAGUGCAUGCAUUUUUACAUCUUGUUGCAAAUUGCGUCGCCUGAACCUGGAUAUCUGCAUGUUAGGCAUUUAUGCCAUGAAGGAGCAGGAAAAAGGGCAAAAAGCGGAAGCAUUUGUGCUAGUAUCCAGCAACUGAAAUUUACUUGUAGGUUCCUAUUUAUAGCAUAACAAGUAUGCAUUUCACAAGUCACUGUCUCAGUACAUACAUGAAGUGAACUUCCGUGUUAUAUUGCAACAUUAUUUCGCAUGGCAGACUAGACGAAUUUAAAAAAAGGACAUGCAUCUACAUGGUCUUAAAUAGCAAUGUGUGCUUGUUAGUUUGGAAGCAUUCUUUAUUACAGAUCUUAGUCACAUUUUUUUAGUUUUACAUUAAAAGAACUGACUAGAAGAAAUUUGAACUUUUCAUUAAGCAGUUCUGUGUACAGAUUUAAUACUGUCUAAAAAAAAUGCCCAGGAAAGUAAGAAGGCAAAAUGAUUUUUUUAACAGCAGCAGUGCAUAUCGCAUUUUCGGUAUGCAGAAUGAAUAUGCAGAAAUCAAAGAUAAUGCUCAAUAUCCUGGCAAAAGAACAAGAGGUCGCAAUUAGUAACCAGCCCCCAGAAUCAGUGAACGACUGUGUAUAUCAUAUCUAGGUCAAUUACUGACAGGAGAGCCUCCUCAUAAGGCAAUUAACCAAAAAAUAAAGAUUGGUUGGAGUGGAUACAGCAGAUACUGUCAAAUCAUAAUCAGCAAUUGACCACUAUUCCUAAAGCAAAAAGUGCACACAUGCAGUGUACGAGUAGAUAUAUGUGGGGCUGAAACUUGGAGGAUAACAAAGAAUGAAACUUAGAAAAAGUUAUAAAGGGACAGACAACUGCCCAGAACAGCAAUUGAGAUAACGCCCACUAAUGGAAAGAUUGUCCAAUGGGUUGGCUAGAACGAACCCUGUUUUUCUCAUUAAACACGUACUUAUAUUCUUAUUUCUUCACUAAAAUCGCGAAAAAUGACUUCUGGUGCCCCCCGCGGCAAAAAAGCGAAGGUGCAUAUAAUCCCCAUCCCGUGAACUUUUACUGGUGUACGCGGUUAAUUGUCUCUAUAUUAGCGUUGAAAGGCAGUGCACUUUUUUUUAUUAUAACCUUUUCUAACUUAAAAUAUGCAGACACGCCUUCGUUUGUACGGAGCAGAACAGUGGCGCCGCCUUCGCUUGACAUAUGAUCCAAUGCUUAUGAGCAGCAGCAUGAAAGUUGCUAGCUGAGGGCCUAACGGCACCUGCCAACGGGUUGGAUAAGUACAAGCAGCACCUGGCUCGCAAAGCGGUAAAGGGACUUCACGUGACGACAAGCAUUUGGAAAAGUUAUUCUGCCUGCUUUUUAUAUUCAAAAGUGGUUGAAAAUGUCAAAAUGAAGGUGGUUAACUGCAGUUGCACUUACUCCUGUGAAAGCAGAAAGUUGAGCGUAAUGAACAGUUUGCGAGCAGGGCUAUCGGCAUCGCUGUCGCUUCUCAACGUGUGGAGAAGGAACCCUUAACUGUUUUAGUGGUUUCUCAGAUCAAAAAAUUUUGCUCACAAAAUAUCCACACGCUUUUGAAAUCAACCACUGCAGGUUUAACUACUACAGAGGGGGAGCUUUUCGUUGCGCCGUAAAAAACUGAGUUGAGAAAAAUCUGUUGUCAGUCCCUUUAAGGAUCACACAGCGUGUGAUGGAACGGAAAAUCUUAGGUGCAACAUUAAAGGGCCUCUAAACCACCCAGAGGUCAAAAUUUAGUUGUGGUAUUGCAGUUGUGCACAAGUCUGCAAGAAACACGCUGGCACAAGAAUUUUUUUAAUAGCGCUGUAAUAGCGGAGUUGCAUGCGUUUCGUGAUCCAAAAGCAGCCUUCCCUCGUUUCUCUCUUUUUUUUGUUGCACUCCGUUUGUCGGCUUGUCUCUCCUCCUGGCCGAUUGCUCCUCCUUGCCUUGCAAAUAGGAAGAGGAGGGGGCGUGCAUACGAGCGAGCAAACAAACAGGUUCUUGUUGCUGGCAUGACCGGAUGCGCAUGGUGAGGUCAAGACCAACGGUGGUGACACCAAAAGGCCCGAAGAGGAGCACAUUUGUGUUGAUCAAGACGGCAUUCUGAACUCUGUACGCAUGUUUACUUGAACCGCUAAAAAAAAUUCAGGAGCCCUUCCCCUAUCAGGAAAAUGGAAGCAAGCUAAGCUUGGUGUGGGCGUGCCUGACCUGCUUUUCUUUCCUUCUUUCUUUCUUUCACAUUAUGCAGUGCUCCCUCCCAAUGUGCAGCUUUAUUAUAGGAUGCGGCUGUCUCCGGCACGCUGUUUUUGAGCUCAAUCGGCAUUGCGUCUUUCACAUUUUUUUUCAGCAUUCAUCAGCCUCUAGAACAGCCCAACGAAAAGACCAUCAUGCGAUCAUGGAAAUGCGGGUUAGGAAUUCAAUUUGCUUAAAGUCGUAAUUUUUCUGUAAUGUGCACUUCCCAAUAUCGACCUUACGCACUGUCCAGCAGAUCGCUUUUAGUCCGCCAACAUGAACUAUUUCAAUGAUGCGCCCAUAGCAAGUGUACUGCGUCCCAACUGUGGGUUUUUUGUUUUUCUUUUUUCUUUUUUUUCCGUCCUCGGUAGAACACAUUCAUAUGCUUCAGUUCAGUUCACAUUGGACAAGCAUGGGCGCGUGGCCUAGUGGUCAAGGCAAUUGCUUUCGGAUCAGAGGAACUUAAGUUCAAACCCCAGACCUGGAAAGAAAAUUUAUUUAGUUUUGUUUAUUAUUUCUUUGGUGCAUGCCAGCUGUGGGUGAGGAAGGUUUUUGGGUGAGCGCGUCGCAGAUUUUUUAUGCGGUGGUGGGUUUUUUUGGAACACAACCACCACCAGCUUCACAGGUCAGUCAAUACAAGCUUCGCUUGAAAUAUCAGAGGUGGUUUAGGGGCCCUUAAAGACAUAGCAACAGAUCAGGAUGGUUCAGAGGACAAACAUGGAUGAAUGAAUGAAUGAACUUUAUUUAAAACUGGUCUGGCAGUCUCCCUCUGGCGAAGCAGGGGGAAGAGGGAAUUAACCCCUGUCAGGUCCCACCCUCCGUCGAUGAUGAUGGUGGUGCCUCAGGUGACGGCUCGAAGAUAGCUAAUAUUUCAGUUAAUAAAAAGCGAAGUGUACCUGGCCUAGUCAGGUAACGCAUAAGAGACACAACCGGUGGUUGUUUACAACAACGGAACGAAUACCAAGGGAUGGGAAAUGCAGCUGAGGGUAGCAGAGUUAAGCGGGGUGAUGAAAUUUAGAAGGGGUCCGCAGGCAUAAAAUGGAGCUGGCUUGCGCAGGACAGGGCGAAUUGGAGGUUAUUGGGAGGGGCCUUCAUUCUGCAGUGGACAUAAAUUAAACUGGUGCUCAUGGGGCUUAUUUAUGAACAGCUAAAAUGAGUACUCACAAGCAAAAGCUUUUCCACGUGUGAGAGAUGACAGCAAUAGCUUGGAAGUUUAGAAAGUUGCAGCCUGAUAGUAUUUACUUUAACCUGUUGUUUAGUUUUUAAAAAAAUGACUCUCAUACUGCACACAGUAGUGGUACAUAUAAAUGGUACAAAUGGGCAUAGGUAAUUUAGCUGAAUCAGAAGGUUUGCUGUUUUUAAAAAAUUUGUCGCCUUGAUGACACUCAUUUCUAUUGCAGCCUUAGAAAUAUGAAAGUGUACAAAUUUUGCUGUGGGGUCUUAAGCUGUGCCAGUGACCAUGAUGUAGAGUGCAAUUUUGAUCAUGGACAAUGCAGACUUGUCAUUUUCUCAUCUGAACCAAGUGUGCACAUAUGCCAUCCACUUUUUCAGACUUAUGUGGUUGCUUGUGUGUCUUGCCCAUAAUGUAUGCUGGAUAAAGAGCAAAGAAAAAAAGUGGUCUUUUUCAUCUGAAAUCGCCCAACCUAUAAAAAAAAGGUAAAUAAUCUGCUGCACAUAGCUAAACUAUUUUGCAUCAGGUUCUAAAUCCUCUUGAUUAUAUACUUGCACUGCAUUUAUAAGGAAACAAGAAAGAAUGUGUAACUUGUUAUAUCUUGCAUGCAAGAACAAAACAAAAGAAAAUUGACCAGCACUUAGAUUAGUCUUGCAAAACCUUAUUAUAUAAAUUACAUACACAUUUUUACAUUUUCUAGCCCUUUUUGUACGUUACAAGCAUGCCCUCCUGUGUGAAAAGCUUAUUCCUGGCGUCAUUUAAGCACCUUGUACUGAUUUGCAUUGGUGGCACAGGCCUUUUGCUUGCAAUGUUUUGUGUUGACAGUUCUUUUUACCUGUUCUGCUCUCGUAUUCUAGUCUGUAUCGUUAAAACAUCAACUUACUUACAUGCAUGUUUAGCUCCCUUGUUGUUUGGACUACACACACAGUGUAAAUAUGUCUGAGUGUGGUUGCAAAUAUUUCAUGUUGUUGUGGAGAGGCUGUAUAGAAAAUGGCUUGGUGCAUUUUUGUUAGCAUGGUGUGGCAUAGGAGUCUUGAACUUUCUGAAACAUUUUUCACAACUCUGACAUGUGUUCUUUUUUUUUUUUUUGCCAGCAGAAGUGUGCAGACCACUGCAGCUGCCAAGAAAUAGUUGCCUUGUGAAAAAGCAUGUACUAUAUUGUGGAAUUUAUCAGUGGAACCUGGACUAGUUGGUGUGAUGGCUAUGUAGCACUUUUUGAUUUCCAUCUACAAGCUGCAAGAAAGCAGUUUUCUUUUUUCAGAAUUGUUGUGGUCUGUGGGCUUUUCUGGUGACAAAAUAUAUUAUUUUGCAUAUGUUGAUAAAGGAUACUAGCAAUAUGCUGUGCAACACGGUUACAAGGUGUGCUUUAGUAUAACAUUUCUUGUUUAUUCAAGUGUCCUCUUGUCAACACUGUGGUUACUAUCGCAGGUUCCAAAUAAUGGCACAUAGCGUUCGGUGACAGCUGCUAAACAGCUAUAUUUGUAAACGCAUAGAACAUGCAUACAAAUGCAGUUGUGAUUAGAAACAAAAAUAUUCUGGUGAAUUUUUAAUUUGAAUCCUCAAGUGUACCCACAAGAUUGUUUAUAGUUUGCAUUUUGCUGUCACUAGCCUAGCAGGCAUGAUACUUAUUGCCCUAAAUAAAAUUGUAUUGCAGGGAAGGUGAUGUAUAUUUAAAAGUUAGGCAUUGCAAACAAGAAAUAACUGUGUUGAUGUCAGGGGCGUUGUGCUGUACUCUUUCUUUUCCUAAUCUUUUUUUUCCUAAGUCUAACAUUUCUAAUACUACAUGACUGCCAACACAACAAUAUGGAGCACUGUUAAACUUCAAUUUGAGAAACUUGGCGGGACCCUAGGAUAAUUUCUUAAAAUUUAGAACUUCAUUGGACUGAAAAACCUUAAGCGCUUGUGUGAAUAAUUCGAAUAAAGGGUGAAACACGGUGCCAUUUUGGCUUAAUGGGCUUGAUCAGCGGAGGGCAUACACAGUUCUUGACAGUAAGCUCAUUUCAACUUAGCUUCAACAGAGUGGCUGGCACAUUCUGGUAUAGCCAAGUCGGCAGUGCUUAGGCCCUCCAAGGAGCAGUUUUGUAAAAGGAGAGUGGUGCACAUCAAGCAGGUGUAGUGAUUUGUUUACUGUAGCGAUAUGUUAAUUUUUAGGUAUUUUCUGCACUAUUCAAUGAACUUAAUCAAAUUGGCAAGGCAUUGAGUCAACUUUGUUGCUUAAAACUUUUGAAUGCAUUAGGCUCUAUGAAUAGGUGCUGAAGAAUUAAAAAUACUUCAGUCGAAUUUUUUAAUAAAAUUGUGUUUUGUUA
Messenger RNA from Rhipicephalus sanguineus (brown dog tick), 11305 nucleotides. Its product is annotated as protein germ cell-less-like. Gene Ontology annotation, molecular function: protein binding. Gene Ontology annotation, biological process: germ cell development. The coding region runs from base 132 to 1559 and encodes 475 amino acids. The transcript is spliced from 14 exons. The record is from RefSeq and is a predicted model, not a curated record. Lineage: Eukaryota; Metazoa; Arthropoda; Arachnida; Ixodida; Ixodidae.